AUGUCGAAGGCUACGGCGGACUGGGAAAGAGUAGGCGAUCGCUUCUACCGAAAGACGCAGCUAUACACAUCCGUCUUUGAUCCGGAGCUGGAACUUGAGAACCAUGUGCUAGUCGGCGCUCCAUUGAGCGGUGCUAUAGCCAUAUACCGCGAUGAGAACAAACUGUACGCCUACCGCAGCUCCAAUGCAGCACGACCGUCCAUCGACAUCUACACUUGCUCGGGCAAGCUGAUCCACCGCAUCAACUGGGACAAGGGCUCUAUCCACGGCUGCGGCUGGUCUGAGGAUGAAAGAUUGAUUGUCGUCACCAACGAUGGCACUGUCAGGAUAUACCACGACCUCAGCGGCGACUUCAUACCCUUCAGUCUAGGCCAUGGCGCCGACCAGCACGGGGUUGUCUCGUGUCGCUUCUGGUCCUCAGGCUUCGUCGCUCUCCUCGGAAACAACCAACUCGUCUCGGUCUCACGCUACGAUGAACCGCGUCCGACUCUCCUAGCCACGCCUCCGGAAGGUGAAAUCUUGUCCUGGGCCGUUAUCCCUCCAGCCUUUACCUUGUCACGCUCUGUCGAAGCCAUCUUGGCCAUUGACGACACUAUCGUCAUCAUUGAUGCCUCCGAAGCUCAGGAUCGCAAGCUUCAAAACGGUCCCUUCAAGCACAUCUCCGUCGCGCCGAACGCCAAGUUCAUCGCGCUGUACACACAGGACGGAAAAGUCUGGGUCAUCAGCAGUGACUUUGAGAACCGUUUGACUGAGUACGACUCGCGCGUCAAGACUCCUCCAAAGGAUCUGCAGUGGUGUGGCAACAAUGCUGUAGUUCUGGCUUGGGAGGACGAGGUACAUCUAGUUGGUCCGAACGGCGCUGCUUCAAAGCACUACUACGACUCUUGGGUUCAUCUAUCUCCAGAUAUUGACGGUCUCCGUAUCUUCACCAACGAUGUAUGCGAGUUCAUCCAGAAGGUGCCAGAGGUAUCCGAGGAGACUUUCAGACUGGGCUCCACAUCACCAGCCUCAGUUUUGCUUGAUGCAGCAGAACAACUCGACCGAAAAUCUCCCAAGGCCGACGAGAACAUUCAGCUCAUCAGACCGAACCUCGAUGAGGCUGUUGACACAUGCAUCAGUGCUGCUGGUCACGAGUUCAGUGUGCAUUGGCAGAAACAACUCUUGAAGGCUGCCUCAUUUGGCAAAUCAGUACUCGACCUUUAUAACAGCGACGAGUUCGUUGACAUGUGUGAGACGUUACGAGUUCUCAAUGCUGUCCGCUUCUUUGAGAUUGGCCUACCUCUCAGCUUCGACCAAUACACUCGUCUGACACCUGCAAAUUUGGUGCAGAGAUUGAUAAACCGCAAGGAAUACCUCCUAGCUAUCAAAAUCUCCGAGCACCUCGACCUUCCUCUUGACAAGAUCUAUGUACACUGGGCACGCCAAAAAGUGCGUAGCUCUACAGGUGACGAGGAAGACAUCUGCGCCGAAAUUGUCGAGAGAUUGCAAGGCAAGCGCGGCAUUUCGUUUGAAGAGAUCGCCCAAACGGCGUAUGAAGAAGGUCGCGGCAAACUCGCAACGGAGCUCCUUGAACAUGAGCCGCGAGCUGGCAAGCAAGUACCACUUUUGCUGAACGUAGAGGAGGACUCACUUGCUUUGGAUAAAGCCAUCGAAAGUGGAGACACUGACUUGGUAUAUCACGUACUGCUGCACCUAAAGAAAAAGCUGCCGCUCGCCACAUUUUUCCGCACGAUCAAUGGACGACCGGUCGCAACUGCCCUUGUUGAAGCCUCGGCUUGGGACCAAGAUCAAGAACUUCUCAAAGACUUGUUCUACCAAGAUGAUCGACGUCUCGACAGCUCCAACCUAUUACUGUCAGAUUCACUCAACAUCACAGACGCCAAUGCCCGAAACGACAAACUCAAAAUGGCUUCAAAGAUUCUUCAAGAGUCAAAAGACCAAUCACUACAAGUACGAGCCAUCGAGGAAGAGCAAAAGCUGCUCAAAUUCCAAGAUGCAUUCAAGAGAGAUCUUGAUGAAGACUUUAGCGGUCUCAGCAUCAAUGAGACGAUAUACAAGCUCAUCAGACUCGGCAAUGUCAAAAGAAGUCAGAAGGUGCAAUCUGAGUUCAAGGUUUCAGACAAGGUGUAUUGGUGGAUACGUCUGCGCGCACUCGUCUCUCGCCGUGACUGGCGCGAGCUCGAGGAUAUGUCAAAAUUGCGCAAGAGCCCUAUCGGCUGGGAGCCAUUCAUCAACGAAAUACUGUCUGCCGGCAACCCGAAGCUUGCAUCUUUGUACAUACCCAAGUGCACCAACUUGACAGUAGAAGAACGUGUCGAGCUGUGGACGAAAUGUGGUUUGAUUGCAAAGGCAGCCGAAGAAGCGGCAAAGGCUCGCAACCUGAGAUUACUCGAAUCGCUCCGUGAUAAGGCGACCGGUCAAGCAGCGACCGAGGUCGAGAGAUUGAUCCAGCAAGUAUCGAAGAAGUAGACGAGUUUAAUGCACAAUGUAGAUAUUCACCCCCCAAUGAGCGUUGUGAUUGAAAUUCAAUUCCCUGCCGGAGGCUUUUCAGAGAAGACGAAGCUCUCUUCUAGUGUAUUUACUCUGCAGAUACAUUGAAGUAUAUUGAGUGCAUGUAAGAUUUCAACAAUU
Aureobasidium pullulans EXF-150 is the source of this 2631-nucleotide messenger RNA. Its product is annotated as vacuolar protein sorting-associated protein 16. Gene Ontology annotation, biological process: vacuole fusion, non-autophagic; endosomal transport; intracellular protein transport. The transcript is spliced from 3 exons. Gene Ontology annotation, cellular component: cytoplasm; HOPS complex; endosome. The record is from RefSeq and is a predicted model, not a curated record. Gene Ontology annotation, molecular function: actin binding. The coding region runs from base 1 to 2469 and encodes 822 amino acids. NCBI's taxonomy places the organism in Eukaryota, Fungi, Ascomycota, Dothideomycetes, Dothideales, Saccotheciaceae.